AUGUCACCCACCGUCUCCCACAAGGACAGCAGUCGUCAACGACGGCCAGGGACCUUCAACCACUCUCUAGAUUUGAAGAGUGGUCCUCUGCCGCCGGGCUCCUGGGAUGAUAGUCUUCCGGAGGUGGUGGGCGGGGAAGGGGACAAAGAAGCUCUUCUUCGGGAUAUCAGCACUGUUGAUUUCUCAAAAACCCAACGGAGCUGCCGGGCGGAAUUGAGCAGUAUUUUGCUGUUGCUCUUUCUUUACGUACUUCAGGGCAUUCCACUGGGCUUGGCGGGAAGCAUCCCACUCAUUUUGCAGAGCAAAAAUGUUAGCUAUACAGAUCAAGCGUUCUUCAGUUUUGUCUUUUGGCCCUUCAGUCUCAAAUUGCUUUGGGCCCCAUUGGUUGAUGCGGUUUACUUUAAGAACUUCGGUCGUCGCAAAUCUUGGCUUGUCCCAACACAGUAUAUAUUGGGAUUCUUCAUGAUAUAUCUCUCCACUCAAGUGGACCAUUUGCUCGGAAAUACGGAUGGCAGAACCCCCGACGUAGUUGCUCUCACUGUGACAUUCUUUUUGUUUGAGUUCCUGGCAGCCACCCAGGACAUCGCUGUGGAUGGUUGGGCGUUAACUAUGUUAUCCCGGGAAAACGUGGGUUAUGCUUCUACUUGCAAUUCAGUGGGCCAAACAGCCGGCUACUUUUUGGGCAAUGUUUUGUUUUUGGCCCUUGAAUCUGCCGACUUUUGUAACAAAUACUUGCGUUUUGAGCCUCAACCCAGGGGAAUCGUCACUCUUUCAGAUUUCCUUUUCUUCUGGGGAACUGUAUUUUUGAUAACAACAACUUUAGUUGCCCUUCUGAAAAAAGAAAACAAAGAAGUAUCAGUAGGAAAAGAAGAAACUCAAGGGAUCACAGAUACUUACAAGCUGCUUUUUGCAAUUGUAAAAAUGCCCGCAGUUCUGACAUUUUGUCUUCUGAUUCUAACAGCAAAGAUUGGUUUUUCAGCAGCAGACGCAGUAACAGGCCUGAAACUAGUGGAAGAGGGAGUGCCCAAAGAGCACUUAGCCUUGUUGGCGGUCCCCAUGGUUCCUUUGCAGAUAGCACUGCCUCUGCUUAUCAGCAGAUACACUGCAGGCCCCCAGCCACUGAACGUGUUUUACAAAGCCAUGCCCUACAGAUUAUUGUUUGGAUUAGAAUAUGCUCUACUGGUCUGGUGGACUGCUAAAGUAGAACAUCAAGGGGGAUUCCCUAUAUAUUACUAUAUUGUAGUGCUGCUGAGUUAUGCGUUACAUCAGGUUACAUUGUACAGCAUGUAUGUUUCCAUAAUGGCUUUCAAUGCGAAGGUUAGUGAUCCACUUAUUGGCGGAACAUAUAUGACCCUUUUAAAUACCGUGUCCAACCUGGGAGGAAACUGGCCUUCUACGGUGGCUCUUUGGCUGGUAGAUCCCCUCACAGUAAAAGAGUGUGUAGGAGCAUCAAACCAGAAUUGCCGAACACCUGAUGCUGUUGAGCUUUGCAAAAAACUCGGUGGCUCGUGUGUUACUGCACUGGAUGGUUAUUAUGUGGAAUCUGUUAUUUGUGUUUUGAUUGGAUUUGGUUGGUGGUUCUUUCUUGGUCCAAAACUUAAAAAAUUACAAGAUGAAGGACCAUCUUCAUGGAAAUGCAAAAGAAACAAGUAA
Messenger RNA from Rangifer tarandus platyrhynchus (Svalbard reindeer), 1653 nucleotides. NCBI's taxonomy places the organism in Eukaryota, Metazoa, Chordata, Mammalia, Artiodactyla, Cervidae. The record is from the annotation of a GenBank genome assembly.